AUGGGAUUGUCAUCAGAAUACAGAGUUUUAGCUUUGCUUGGUUUGGUAAUUUCCUUUGUGGGUUUGUUAGCAGCAGAAAGUGGUAAAAAUGGGUCAAUGAAUGUGAGAGGUUACAUUACUUGGGAUGAUUUGACGGUGGACGAGAAUGGCUUAGCUUCAAAAUCUAAAAGUGAUGUACAGGUUAUUGUGGUUGACCAGAAUGGAAAUGGCGAUUCAUCUACAGUUCAAGGGGCUGUGGAUAUGGUGCCAGAUCAGAACUCACAGAGGGUGAAGAUAUACAUUUCCCCUGGAACUUACAGAGAAAAGGUGUUUGUACCAAAGAACAAGCCAUAUGUCUCAUUCAUAGGGAAAAGAAAUCAAACGCAUGGUGUGGUGAUUACUUGGAACAGCAAGUCAUCAGACAUUGGGUCAAAUGGCCAAGAAUUAGGGACUUACGGUUCAGCAACUGUGGCAGUAGAAUCUAAUUACUUCUGUGCAAAUAGGAUCACUUUCGAGAACUCUGUAGUUGCAGAGGCUGGUGGACAUGGAAUGCAAGGGGUAGCUUUGAGGGUAGACAGUGACAGAGCCAUGUUCUACCAAGUUAGAAUCUUGGGAACACAAGACACUCUUUUGGAUAACACAGGAACUCAUUAUUUUCUCAAAUGCUUCAUCCAAGGAAAAAUUGACUUCAUUUGUGGCAGUGCAAAAUCACUCUAUGAGGAUUGCCGUCUCAAGUCGACAGCUGAUAGCUAUGGAGCAAUUGCAGCUCAUCACAGGGAUACGCCCAGUGAAGAAACAGGCUUUUCUUUUGUAGGCUGUUCAAUCCAAGGAACUGGUAAGGUCUACCUUGGGAGAGCAUGGGGAGACUACUCAAGAAUCAUAUAUUCAAGCUGUCAUAUGGAUGACAUUAUAAUCCCACAAGGAUGGACUGAAUGGAAUCACCCUUCCAGAAAGAAGACUGCACUUUUUGGAGAGUUUCAGUGCCAAGGAAAAGGAGCAGAUAGAAGUGGAAGAGUUCCAUGGUCAAAAUCUUUCACUUUUGAGGAAGCAAGGCCUUUUCUGGACAGAAACUUCAUAAAUGGAGACCAAUGGCUCAGAUUGUAG
Neltuma alba is the source of this 1083-nucleotide messenger RNA. Its product is annotated as pectinesterase QRT1-like. Bases 1 to 1083 code for a protein of 360 amino acids. Gene Ontology annotation, biological process: cell wall modification; pectin catabolic process. NCBI's taxonomy places the organism in Eukaryota, Viridiplantae, Streptophyta, Magnoliopsida, Fabales, Fabaceae. The record is from RefSeq and is a predicted model, not a curated record. Gene Ontology annotation, molecular function: pectinesterase activity. The transcript is spliced from 5 exons.